This is a messenger RNA of Vespa crabro (European hornet), 1928 nucleotides long. RefSeq lists its product as uncharacterized. The transcript is spliced from 5 exons. The record is from RefSeq and is a predicted model, not a curated record. Lineage: Eukaryota; Metazoa; Arthropoda; Insecta; Hymenoptera; Vespidae. Bases 397 to 1911 code for a protein of 504 amino acids.
CGCAAUUAGAAACCAUUCGUAAUUCGUACAUAUGCGUCUCGUGUAAUCUUUCUCUUGAAAGAAAUUCUUUGACCCGAAUUGUUUGGAAUAUAAUACCAUUGGUUUAUACGACGAACGAAUACACAGACGAACGCAUACAGAGUAAUCCGAUAUCGACGUUAAUGGGGGACGCGACGUUAAAAUCGAGGAUACAGAUAAUGUUUUAUGCUAAGUACUCCUUCAUCAGUCGAAUCACGAAAGAUCGUAUGUACCUAAUAAUGGACAUCGUUGGUGUCCCCAUAAAUUCACACACCACGAACAAUGUGACAAAGGUAUCGCUUGAAUAAAAGGAGAACCUUUAAAAGCGUUCAUCAAACUCUACAAGUUUGCCAGUCUUUUGUAGUUGAUCUUACGAAAAUGACACGGUCCUUCCACGAUUCGAUAUUAUUACAUGUUAUCGCAGAGAAAUUCUUAUCGACGCGAAUAGGACAGACGCGUAACUACCUGUUGCUGAUCGUAUUAACAAUAUUGUCGUUCGACUGUGCGGCUUCCUUAGAGCCGCAGGAUACAGUGUUGAUCAAUUUCUCUCGAAAAUACAAUGACUCCGGAGUGGUGAAUCAUUAUGUACCGUUCGAAGAGACAACGAAUAUCCCUCGAAUAAUGGAAAUGGACGAAACAUCGAAGAACACGUCGUUUUCUCUAACGAUCGAUUCAACUGCUAUGGAGAACAACGAAGAGAUUCCAUUUGGAGUCAACGGACGAGAAGGUCGAUAUUAUUAUCGGCGACCAUCUUCUCAUUUGCAAGUCAGAUCUUCUCAACGGGUUCACUCGAGUACGACCGAAAGCAUAAGUAAUGCCGAUAUAUCGUUAUCGCAAGAGAAUGACAUUCAAAUAGAAGAAAUAUCUUGUCGCGAUACGGACGACGAUGUAUUUUUUAAAGCAUCCGUAAAAACGACUACGUCGAUGGAAUCGCCCGUGAUAGAUAACGUAGAGGAUGAGGUAUGUAAAUUUACAAGAGUGAAAAACGAGUACACGAUCAAUUUAGAAAAGGAACGAUUUCGACAUUGCGGCGUUGUUGCAUGUUCGACGGAAACCGAAAGAUUCUACUGUCUCGAUCUGAGAUUUCCACUGAUACCGGGUCUUAGAUUGAAAGACGACACGAAGAUCACUUUGCGCUGCAAAGUACAAGAAAAGACUGUCUCUCGUACGAAAAAAAUCAAUGUGAAGACUAUCGAUACAUCGGCGAGAAUGGUACCCCGCGUUUUUACUGGUGGCUCUCAAAAUAAUUUGGAGAUCGACGUUGGACUGUUUCGAAAGACAUUUCAUUCCGAGAAAGUUUUUGACACUAGAAUACAGUCCGGAGAUACCGUUAUUUUGGGAGAAGAAGUAUUAUUGCGCGUUCUCGUGCGUGAUGGGAAUGGCUGGCAAUACUCGAGGAUCGGUGAAUUGACGGUUCAUUAUAUAGAAAAGAGACAACGAAAGAAAAUAAUGAACAGUUUAUGGAUUUUGGAUACCAAUGGAUGUUUGAAUCCGGAUGUUCGAAAGAUUUGUUCGAGAGAACAGUAUCGAAUAUCGCCUUUGGAAACUUAUCUUAUCUUUCAAGCUUUCAUGUUUGAAAAUAUGAGAGAGAACGACGAGAUAUUUUUAACUGUUAAGGUAACGGGUUGUUUAGAAGGACCGGAUUGUAUUUUGAAUUGUCCAGCAGGUCAUAACAGAAGAUCUAGAAGCGUUAAAACUCAUAAUAAUACCAUCGAUUGGGAAAAUGACAUUUCCUUUAGAGUUAAUCUUCCCAAAGAAAAGAUCGUUCGAGAAGAUCUUUUUCAUUUUCACUUGGUCAUCCCUUAUGUCUUCGUUGCUUUUGCGUUAUCGAUUAUAAUGGCUUUGCUUUGUACAAUUAGAAUACUUUUGAAACGAAAAAUUGCGAGAUAUUAAACAAAUGUUCAAUCAUA